CCCCCACCCAACCUCCCUCCCGUCUGGUGCUGCCCGGGGCGCGUGGUACCUCCUGCGCAGCCAAACCACAAACCCCACCCACCACCGGCUCCUCCUCGUCUGAAGCUGACUCCAGUCUCCACCUCGCUCCCUUCUCCACUUCCCUCGCCUCGCCGCCGACCACCGUCGGAGUCCCUCGCCCUUUCCCGCCGCUUCGGCCCCCGCCUCUGCAGGAGCUAGGGUUCCGGCGCCGUGCGCCGGGGUAUGAGCAGCAGCCGCCGCCCCGCAGGAUCUAGGGUUCCGACGACUGCGCUCACGGAUGGAGGGUGUUAGAAGGGCGGGCGAAUCCCCCUCGGCAUACACCCAUGGAUCAUGAUGAUACUGAUUUUCAGAGCCAAAACUUUCAACUAGCUGGUGAAGACAAUAGCAAAUUCCCAUCGGGCUUGCGGCCAUUUGCACUGCCAAAACUUGAUGAUGACCAACUACAAGGCCACCUUCGAUUUGAUAAUUUGAUAGAUUCAGAAGUAUUUUUCAGCGUACAAGGGCAUGAGAGUAGUUGGAUUGACGUUUUAUCCAUUGGAAGUAGCGCUGUUGAUUUUAGUUCUAGUGCUGCUGAAUCUUGCUCCAUUUCUAAGACUAAUAAUGUCUGGUCAGAGGCGACAUCUACAGAAUCUGUGGAAAUCUUAUUGAAAUCAGUGAGAGAAAAUAAGAUGACUGAUAACAUGGACGGUGAUGCACAUCUUCAGUUUAGUGGUAUGAACAGUCAAAUUGAUGCAUCCAACGUGCAGCCUAAAUCCAGAAACUCUCCAACAGAUGGCACUGUAGUGCCAACUGAGAAUGAUCAGUCUCAGAGCACUCAUUCUAGAAUGACAGAUGAUCCUGAUGGUUCUCGGAACACUAAUUCUAGAAUGACUGACAAUCCUUCAAGCACCCAACCUCAGCUUGAACAUUUUGUACCUUUAUUGAUGGACGAGAAAACUGAACAGGCAGCAGGGUCAAUUUUAUCAGAUAGGAACUCGAACUUUGUGUUGGAUUCUGUUGCUGAGAAGUGCAUUGUAAGUGAUAAGUUGUCCUCUUCUUCAAACAACACAUCAGAAAGCUGCCCAGCUGCUGGCGGCUAUUUCAAGGUGGUUCAUGAUGACCAUUCUUUGGACAAACUCAGUGUACCCUCAGCUGAAGUAGAUUCUAGGAAGAUGAAUAAUGAACCUUUUCCAGAAUUAGCUCCACUUGAGAACAUUUAUGUCACUGAUUCAUACCACUUUGAGCAAGAUAAUCAAGAGUCUGAGGUCAGUAUUACUCAGGAUUCAAAGAUUUGUCAUAUCAAUGAAAAUAAAGUCGAAGGAGGACUACAUGAAUUGCAAAAUUUGUCAUGUACUGGUCAGCCUUUGGGCGCUGUGAAGUUAUCCAGUCAAGUAAGCAAUGAAACUCUACUGUCAGAAAGUUCUGACGGAUUACUAGAGGCCAUUACGAAUCCGAUUAAGAUGCUGCACAGGAAUGAUGAUACUUGUAAUAGAGUCAGCAGCACUCUGCAACCAUCUUUUCCACCAAUACAACAUGCAGCAGAAGGCUUGAAAAGUUCAGUUGACAGGAACAAUGAACUCAUUAAGGAGUUUGCUAUUGGUUCCAAUUCUGCUCUAUCUAACCAAUCUGAGGUAGACACGAGAAAUUCUAAUCCUCAUCUUGUUACUUCUUUGUCAACUGAAAGCAGCAAGAUGAUUCAAUCUCCCAAAAAAAACUUUGCUCAUGCCACUGGUGUUCCUGAAGAAACAAAGAAUGCUUGGGCCAAUAGUACAAACAUCUUCAGUGGUGAUGAAUCAAAACUUAGAGUGUUGGAGCACCAUCAAGAUUCUGUUGAUAACCUAAAAAGUGGUGCCAUGGAAGAAAAGACAAUCAGGGAGGAAAUGUCAGCAGUUUCAGGAAAUAUUGAGCAAAUGGUGGAAAGUGGUCACGAGGAAAAUGCAACAGGUGCUACUGGUACAUCAAAAGAUAAGUUUGAUUCUUCGGAGCGUACUGCACCUGAUAAUUUUUCAGCUGACAAAUUGGAUACUUCAGAGGUUCCAAACAUUCGCUUGGUAAAUCAUGAGGGGUCAUUCAAGGAAGGUGACACGCCUGCUUCAGAGGAGCCUGAAAACACAUGUUUGGUCCUAACUGCUUCUGGGCCUCAAGAGAAAAUGUCAGCACCAUUUAUCAAUUCAAGAAGUGAUAUCGUGUCUACCACUGUUACUGACACUCCCGAUAAUUCAGAGGAUAAAAAUGAUUGUUCAGGAGGUGUUUCUCCUGAUGAUUCUUCUGCUGCUUUGCCUGAUGAGAAGGAUUCGAGAAUGUCCACAAUGAAUUAUGAGGGUUCAUUCAAGGAAGGUGCUAAACCCGCUUUAGAAGAUGAAGACCACAAUGUUAUUUCUCCUGGCUCUGAACCAGGUGGAGAAUUGCCAGCAGUGUCAGUGAACUCAGACAUUAAUGUUAUCUGUAGUGGUACUGUUUCUGCUGCAAAAAAGGCGGAAUACAAGGAGCAGGCUAAUUCUUUGGGUGGUUUGAGCACAGGAGAAACUCAGGAUAAAUCAGGCAACCAUCCAGAUGCUUAUUCACAGGAAUGCCAGAAUGACGGACCUUCGAUACAAUCUGAACAUCAUACAGAUCCAGUCACACCAUCCGCAUUAGGCAUUUCAACUGACAAGGCUGUUGAAAAUAUUGUAGAAACUCCACUGAAUACAAGGGAUGAUUUGAAUGCACAUGUGCAAGAUACAGUUUUAAGUCAUGAUACAUAUCAUAGUCCUGGUACUGUUCCAUCCCAAGGCAAGCUAGACUCAAGCUUAUUAGAACCUGGGAACGGAGACAGAAUCUGCUCUGAUGCUACAUGUGAUUCCCCUUCAGUAAUUAGUUGCACUGAGCCCUCUCCCCAAGAAGGUGGACAUGACAGCAACACUAUGGUUCAUCAGACGCUAGAUGAACAAUCUGAGGAUCCGAAAGAUAGUGAAGCCUUAGCUGAUGCUACCCAGAGCUCAAAACAAUGCUCUACCAGAUAUGUAAAACCUACUCCUGGUUCUGAGGAUACUAAUUCAGCAGGAGAUGAUAGAAGUUUCUCAUUUGAGGUGGGCGCUCAACCAAAUGUAUCUGAGAAAGCUCAUAGCCCUGCUUGGAGCCCUUUCCCCAGAUACAAAGCUUCUCAGAGCACCGAGGUAACCACAGAAAGCCCUCACCCUGGAAGUUCAUUGAAGAAUACCAUUGAUGAUAGUAAAAAAACAUCUAUUGUGAAGGCUGGUAAAAAACAGCUGUCAGAAAGGAAAGUGAAUGGAAGUGCUGGGGGGGCCUCAGACAACUCUAAUAUUGGCGACAGCACUAAGACUAAAAGUUCACCGCCUGAGCAGUCACAACAGCAUCCAACCCCUGAGUGCUCUGAUUUGGCUAAUCUACCUUUCACAGAUGCACAGCAUUUGCAGCUACGUGCACAGAUAUUUGUUUAUGGAGCUCUUAUCCAAGGAACACCUCCAGGAGAGGCUUACAUGUUGGCAGCUUUUGGAGAACCUGGUGUUGGUAAGCCUACAUGGGAGGUAGCUUGGCGAACUGCUCUUGAAAGAUUUCAGUAUCAGAAACCAAUUUUUCCUGGCUUAGAGACCCCCACAAGCUCACGUAUAGGUAGUUGUGUGUCUGAAAAAGGUAGUAAGAGUACAACAGUUAGAACUGCGCCAGCUAGCAAAAAAGUUGGCAAAACAGUGCUGCCAGCACAUUCUGCUGUAGCCCUGCACUCGCCAACUUUCAAUGCGCCUCUUGGUAGUUCUGCAUUUAACCUGCAACGAGGUACUCAUCUGGAGUUUAGCCAGGCUGUAUCACCAGCAUUUACAUAUAAUUCACACAUGAGGCAGCCUUCUCCUGGUGUUGCGUCCUGGUAUCCUCAGAGCCCUGGUCCACGUCCUGUGCCCUGGCUGGUUCCACCACAAAACUUAAUAUUUGAUUCAUCGAUGCAACCAGCUGUGCCUACAAAUGAAACUACAAAGGGAGCAUCUUCCAAAAAUAUAUCCAUUUCACAUGCUGUUUCACCUGGGGUGUUUCUUCCCAGUCCAGCACCUUCUAUUGUUUCUCCUCCAUCAGCAGUCGUACAUGAGGAAAAACAGAAGGCACCAGCAUCUACUUCUAAGCAUGGAACAGCAUCGCAAAAGCCAAGAAAAAGAAAAAAAGCUUCAGCAAGUCCAGAACAGCAAGCUGUCAUUCUUUCCCCUCAGCUCAAAACGGACAUAGCGUCUUUUACUCCUGCCGCUAAGCAUACAGCAGGCUUCACCUUAUCUACUCAUUCCCCAAGCAAUGCUUUGUGCAGCGAGCUUGUUUCUAGCACAGGUCAGAUCACCUCUGUGCCUAACUACCAGAUUACUGGUACUGUGGAUGCUGAGCAAAGAAUCAUCUUUUCAGAACAGAUCCGUGGCGCAAUAGAACAAUCAGCAGGACAAGCCAAAGGUGCAAGUAUGCAUUCUAUGGAGGCAGUUAGGCACAAAGAAAGCGUAUGGAGCCACCUAUCCACAAUCGCAAGAAACAAGGUACCUCCAGAAGUUGAAGAGAAGCUUACCUCAGCUGCAGCUGCUGCUGAAGCAGCAGUUUCUGUUGCAAAGGCAGCUGCAGAAGCUGCCAAGAUGGCGUCGGAGGCUGCAUUGCAGGCAAAAAUGAUGGCAGAGGAAGCUCUUAGCUCUUCUAAAUUUGUCAAUUCCUUGCAAAGUCAUGAAGCUGGUAAACUUAAUGUCAAUAGCAAUCCACAUAACUUGUCAAGUUCAACACCGGCGUCGUCUUGGAAAAUUAAGGACAACAGUCAUGCCCCGGGUUCCAUCGUUUCGGUGGCACGAGAGGUUGCUAGAAAGAGGGUUGAAGAGGCAUCUGCAGCUGCAAAACGUGCAAAAAACUUGGAUGCCAUACUGAAAGCUGCAGAGCUUGCUGCAGAGGCCGUGUUCAAUGCAGGAACCAUUAUUGGAAUGGGUGAACCUCUACCAUUUACUCUAAGUGAGCUUUUGGAAGCUGGUCCGGAUGGAUACUGGAAGUCUGAGCAAGCAAGGAAUAAGAAAGCUGGAAGUGUCAAUGAUAAUCCAGUAACAGAAACAUUGGAGGUAGAUGUGCCUGCUGAUCUAAAAAAACCUGGUCGGAAGCGUGGCCGGAAACCUAAAUACGAUCAAGCACUACUGAAUUCGGAGCCAUCUUCAAGUGGCAAAGAAUUGCAGCUAGAUGGAAGGCACUCAGGACAUGGGGUCAAAGAUGUUCCCACCACCACAUCGCUUGAUGGUAAAAGUAAUGAUAUAGCACCAAUAAGCAUUAUCUGGAAUGGCAUUGAAAAGGGAUCUGCAGUUGAGGUUUUAUCUGACAAGGGUGGGUUUGGAGUAGCUUGGUUUUCUGCCAAGGUUGUUGAUAUAAAUGAAAGUAGUGUUUUCAUCAGCUAUGACAACCACAAUGAAGGAAUUGGUCCUCGCGAAGAAUGGGUGCCAUUUAAACAAGAGGGUGAAAAGGCGCCUCAAUUACGCCUUGCUCAUCCUGCUACCCUCUCUAAAUUCAAAACUAGGAAGCGUCGUAGGGAAACUGCAGGAAAUUGUUCCUGGGUUAUUGGAGAUCAUGUAGAUGCUUGGGUCAAAGAUAGUUGGCGAGAGGGAAUUAUUGCUCAGAAUUAUGAAGCUGAUGGAACAAAAUUUGUUGUACAAUUUUCUGCGGGAGGUGGUGCUGAUUCUUUAGUUGUUGAUGCUUGGAAUCUUCGUCCAUCACUUGUUUGGAAAGAUGGCCAGUGGACAGCGUGGUCCCGAGCAAGAGAAAUGAAAUCUAAAUCUAAUAAGGGUGAUUCACCUCUUGAGAAACGCCGAAGGACAGGCCUGCAACAAGCAGGUGGCGAUCUACCUAUUGGUGGUGGAGCAGGAGGUCCUCCUAACGACAAGAGUACCAACAAUGCAAAAAAGCCAGAGGAGCCAAAGCCACUGGCUUUGUCUCAGACGGACAUGAUUUUCAACAUUGGGAAGAGUGUAGUUGAGAAUAAAACAGAUGCUCUUGCAUUCAAGCGGCCUGGAUUACAGAAAGAAGGAUCAAAGGUUGUCUAUGGUGUUCCAAAACAUGGAAAGAAGAAGAAGUUUAUGGAAGUAAGCAAACAUUAUGUUGCAGGCCAAGCUGACAAGAUUUCUGAGGGUAAUGCACCUAACAGAUUUGCGAAACAUUUUAUGCCACAAUUGCCAAGACCACGGGACAAUACUUCCAAAGUUGAUCAGAGAGGAAGGAGGGUAGGCGAGAUGAGGUCUAGAAUACCUAAAUCUUCAAAGUCUCAGAAUGUUGCAGCUAACAGUGUUCCCGACAAGGAUCCUUUACCCUUGUCUGUCCCAAAUUCUGGUGUUUCUGAAAGGAGUUCUGCUUUUGCGGGAAGUAUGUCAAGUGCAUCAACCUCUGAUAAGCCCACUGUAGAAAAAAACAAAGCUGCGCUUGGUGCUGGCCUUAGAACUGAAGACCCUUCUGUUUCUGAAAUGCAAACUGCAUCAACUGUUCCUACUUCCAAGCAGAAUGUGCACACUACUAAUCGAACUAAAAGGAAAUAUGUUCCUACUGUGGACAACUUGAACAGAAGUAACCUCAAAACUUCUGAAAGGACUACUACUGAUUCUGGUGAACCCCGGAGAUCCAACCGGCGAAUUCAACCAACUUCAAGGUUACUGGAGGGUCUGCAAAGUUCUCUUAUAAUUUCUAAAGUUCCUGCCGAGAAGGGUCCUAGGAGCCUUUACAGAGGUCCUUCGUCAAGAGGAAGAGCUCAUGGCUGAGAAAAGGUGCCAUAGUGCUAUUUUUGGCGAGACAGCUCUCCGUUUUGUACAUAACCGUAGCUUGCCGAGUAUGGAAGCAGAAGGAUAGAAUCGGAGUAAAAGGCUCUAUCGGAGCACAAGGAUUCAGAUGUGUUAUAAACUAGCUUUAAGUUAUUAGCCUUAUCAUGUUUCCUUUUUUUGUCUGCACCGGACAGAAGAACUCUUCCGUGUUGUAGAAUAGCCAUUAAUAUUUUAGAACCUCCUUUUAGUCUGUAUGGAAUUAUGGAUACAUUGGGAAAGAAAUUGGGUGUGGUUUAAAUUCA
This is a messenger RNA of Phragmites australis (common reed), 7039 nucleotides long. RefSeq lists its product as uncharacterized. The record is from RefSeq and is a predicted model, not a curated record. Lineage: Eukaryota; Viridiplantae; Streptophyta; Magnoliopsida; Poales; Poaceae. The transcript has 17 exons. The coding region runs from base 345 to 6737 and encodes 2130 amino acids.